Molecule: messenger RNA, 4428 nt
Organism: Sebastes umbrosus (honeycomb rockfish)
Lineage: Eukaryota; Metazoa; Chordata; Actinopteri; Perciformes; Sebastidae
Gene: rab22a
Product: RAB22A, member RAS oncogene family
Exons: 7
Coding region: 275-859 (194 amino acids)
Molecular function (GO): GTPase activity; GTP binding
Source: RefSeq, a predicted model, not a curated record
ACGGCCCGGAGUUCAAGAUGGCGACUGAGCCGAUCUGGAGGCUUCACUGUUAGCUAUCAUCACAACAUGGACAAUAACACGGACUACUGGACGCGUUACCGCUAACAGCGAGGGUUGUGUCACUUAACAUGAGAUGCGCAUUUGGAAAGCUUUUGAUCACGAUGAAGAUAGAGUAGUUUGUAAACAAUACAACACCUGGAGAAUAUUGAAGAUUAAUAAUAAAGCUGUCCAUGGUCAUCAUCAGUAACUCAUCUUAGAGAGAGAGGGGAUCGAUAUGGCGCUGAGAGAGUUAAAAGUGUGUCUCCUGGGGGACACCGGCGUUGGAAAGUCAAGUAUUGUUUGGAGAUUUGUGGAGGACAGUUUUGACCCAAACAUCAACCCAACAAUCGGGGCAUCCUUCAUGACCAAGACCGUGCAAUACCAAAACGAGCUGCACAAGUUUCUGAUCUGGGACACGGCAGGACAGGAGCGGUUUCGUGCUCUGGCACCAAUGUACUACAGAGGGUCAGCGGCGGCCAUCAUUGUUUAUGACAUCACGAAAGAGGAAUCCUUCCAAACACUGAAGAACUGGGUGAAGGAGCUGCGCCAGCACGGUCCUCCUAAUAUAGUGGUCGCCAUCGCUGGCAACAAAUGUGACCUGUCAGAUGCCAGGGAGGUGCCAGAGAAGGAUGCCAAGGACUACGCGGACUCCAUCCAUGCCAUCUUUGUAGAAACCAGUGCCAAGAAUGCCAUUAACAUCAACGAGGUGUUUAUAGAGAUAAGUAAGCGCAUCCCUGUCGCUGACGCAGCAGGAGGAACUUCAGGAAAAGCUUUCAAACUGGGACGCCAGGCCACAGAGUCUCGCAGAAUGUGCUGCUGAUGAUGCCGGUGAUUCCCACAUGACUGGUGACCUGACCUUUGCUUACCCUCUGUGUCCCCGGCCUGCUUCAGAUUAUAGCCACCACACGCCAUCAACCACCCAGCCGUCACUGAUACCGGGGCGCAGCAAUGCCACGCGGAUGACAAUAGCAAAUGCCAUUUUGCGGCACUGAACAACAAAAAAAUCAUCAUAUAUCGUCUGAAAAUUGCCGGCAGGAGAAAUACUUCAAGUUUACUGAGCAUUGAUAAAAAUGCCUGCAUUAAAACAUUGAUGUGUAAGUGAAAGACCCCCAUACAUAUAAUUCUACUGGCUUCCAACAUGGACAUCAACCUCUGUUGGGUGUAUUAUAGCCCCGGAUACAAAUUCAUGAAUUCAGAAAUCAUUUGUACUUGUAAAUUUGUAAAAAUCUACUAUCUUUCAACUAAAACAUGGACUGAAAAUGGUUCAAUUUCACCAAAUUAUUUUAAUAGCACUGAAGUUAUGGCCUUUUGUUUUUUGGGAGAUCUCUGACCCAAACACUCUCAACUUUGUGAAGGAUCCAUCUAUACAGUUAACAUGCGUAAUCUUUAAUUUAUCAUAAGAGUUUGAUGAAAGAUGUUAUGGUAGUCAUCGGGGUUUGUACUAAUCUUUAAUCUCAAUUUUGGCUUUUUCGUGGGAUAUUUAGAGGAAUGUUGGUGAUUCAUAGUCAAGCAAGAUGGAUUGUGCACGCUAAAUAUCAUAUAUAUUUAGCGUAUUAUAUAAUAUAUAAUAUUAUAUAUCUCAUAUUUUAUUGUGUGAUUGAUGCUUUCAUCAAAAUGUUUUCAAGGCAAAAUGCCAAGUGGGUGUUUUGAUGUAAAUUGCGAUCACACGGUAAAAAAUGCAGAAAUGAAAGGUGUAGGAGUCUACUUCCUUUACAUUAAAGGAAUAGUUUGAAUAGUUUUUUGUGUUCUUGCAUGGGGUAAGAUGAUAAUAUCGAUCGGUAAAUCGAUAUUGAAUAUCUGUACGGUAAAUACGAAGCUCAUGCAGGCAAAGGUAAAUCUGCCUCAAACUGACUAAUUAACAUAUUAUAUCUGACAGAGGCAGGUAUUUACCCCUGUUUCCAGGUUUUAUGCUAAACUGUUGCCAUUUAAUAGACAGAUAUGAGAAUGGUAUCGGUAUUCUCGUCAAACUCUCUGCCAGAAAGCUAAUAGGCGUAUUCCCCAAAAACUAUUCCUUUAAUUGUGAACUUUGUUGUUCUUCUCUCUUUGGCUUGUACGGAUAUUUUGAUUGUCACUUGCGCCCCUGAAAAUGAUUGUAAUUGUAAAAAUGUUGUAAAAUCUCAUCUACGUGAUGAGCACAACUGCGCAGUCCACAUAUGAAAAUGAUGCUUUAACCAGGGCUGAAUAUGCUGACUUUCUUCAAGUUUAUUAUUAUACGUUAUUACACAGCUUUGUUGAAUACCCUAUUCUGAUUGGUAUAUCAUGGCGUUCUACGAUCUGUUAUUUCUUUAUAACAGACCGUUGCUAUGGACGCAGUUCUGAACUGGGACUCUGGCAGACCAUUUUUGUGUCAAAUUAUUGAUUUCUUAAGUAAGUAGCCCUGUAAUAAGCGGGAUAAUGUACAGCAAGCAGGUCAUUGUUGUGAAAUAAACCCCUUCAGGGUCGGGGUUUAUUUCACAACAAUGACAGGCUCGCUGUACAUUAUCCCUUACGUAACAGUUCCAGCUGCUCACCUGUGCUACACACUUCCACUUGUAAUUACUGAAAAGGUAUUAACUGAAUCCUGCGUAUGACGUUUUCUGUAGUGCACACAGUAUAGUUCUUUCACACUACUCCUUUAGCUCUAUUUUUCUCUAAUCUUAUUUUAUCUGGCGAGCCUGCCUGUUCUCAAUCCUUUGCUGCUACUUCACAACAGUUGUACAGAUUUUUGUGAGGUCUUGCCAAAUCUGUAAUUGUCCCAUAAACAUUUUUCAUCUUUCCUUUUUUUUGCACAUAAUCAGCGGCGGCUCGCGCAUGCAAUGUUGUUUUACUACCUGGCCUGCGAUGAAAACAGGGAGAUCUGGAAACUAAGACCUCGUUCAGAGGAAACUUGGAGGUUAUAGGUGCAGAAUCUGACAUGGCGCUGUGCCGACAUGCUGACCCCUUAAUGAACCUUAGUCUACAUUCUGCUCUGAAUUACUGUAUGCGCUUUGUUCCAAGGUCUGCCUUCUGAUUUUCCUUUCUCCCAACUUCUUUUGCCUCAUUCCUCUAAAUUCCAAAGCACUUAUUGGAGGUCCGGCUUUUAUUUAGUUUCAAACAAAUGUGGUACACUAUACAACAGCUUUCACAGAACUUUAUCAUCUCCUCUUACAUUCAUUACUACUCUGUCGUCCUUAAUGCUGUGUUACAGUAGUUUCAUUUUCCUCUUAUUGGGCUAAUUGAGCUUCAGUUGAGUCCUUCAGACUUAUUAAUUUUGUGUAAUUCCAUGCUUGUCUGUAUCUCUUGAGCCCUUUUAGCCCCAAAACCUCUUUUCAGUUGCCAAAAAAUACAAAUGUGGGCUUAAUUAGACUGCAUUUCCACAUUUAUAAAUUGGGAUUUUGUGCUCUUCUGUCAGCGCAAGCCACGUUAUUUGCCUUUAGGAAUUUUAAAUGGAGCUGUUAUUGAUGAGUUGUGUGUGAGGCAGUGCUGCCUAUUUCUUCAGGAUUUUUAUGGAGUGCAAUAGUUGUUAUUAUGACAAAGGUAAAAAUGUGACCUAAUCCAAGACAACAGUUACAGGGUGAUGAUGUUCACACAGCAGAGCACACACUCGUGCAAAAAUGUGAUCUCAUUCCAGUCUCAAACAGAUGAUAUUUGACCUCAUUUUAUGCUGAUUUGAUGACAGUUUUUCAAAUGAGCAGUGUGAUGGGGGCCGACCAAAUCCCUUGAAAACCCAGAGUGGCAUUCAAGGUCAAAACUUAAACUUAAAGGGAAUAACUCUGGUACUUUGAAAGCUGCUCUUUGACUAACUGUUUGUAUUAAUUGGCCAUUAUUACCAUCGCUCACUUGAUGAAACCUUGUAACAUUGUCCGACUUCUUAAGGUCCCUCAAUGUUAUUUUGAGGUUUGACUGUUGGCUCAGUUCUUAAUGCUAUGAAGAACAUGGUGCCAAAUGUCAAUGCCCUUUUACUACACCAUGCAUUAAUUAACCUUUUUUUUAUUGUCAGUGUUAUAUAAUGAUUUAAAGUGCUAAUCACAUAAACGCUUAAAAUAUUUGAUGUUUGAUCAUGACAUGUUUUCCCCUUAUUUGGAAACAGGAGGCAUGGACAGAAAGUGUGUGCUGUUUUGCAUUGAAAAAUACGAAUAGUCUUGGGCUGGCCCUGGGAAUGUGAUUAAUCUAUAUUAUGUAUAUUUUUCAGUGUAAAUAUAUACCAUCAAAUUGCACAUAAAUCAAUAUUCUAUUUUAAGCCAGUUGUGACCACAGUAGACUUGUACACGGUUUGCAGUAAUUCCAUCAGCAUUGUAGUUACCAUAUUUAGCUUUUUACUAUGUUUCAUAUCGAUUGUAACAAAAUGCCUGAAAACACUUGUUUGCAGUGUAUUUCCAAAUGUGUAAAAAGGGAAUUGUCAAUUUGUUUACUAAUAAAAGAUUGACAAAA